Messenger RNA from Mycena citricolor, 1899 nucleotides. NCBI's taxonomy places the organism in Eukaryota, Fungi, Basidiomycota, Agaricomycetes, Agaricales, Mycenaceae. The record is from the annotation of a GenBank genome assembly.
CCCAUGGCUAUCCCACCGGGGCUCGCUAGCAACUCAGCGGAAUACUCCUCCGGAAAUAUAGGCGAUCACGACUGGCUGCCUGCGUAUCCAAAUGCAGAAUUGGAUGCAGGCACGCAAAGUAAUCUAUUCAAGCACUGCACCAAUGCAUUUGUGUUCCGAGAGGAAAACGUGCUGCUCGGCUACAAGAAGCGCGGGCUAGGUGUGAAUAAAUAUAACGGAUUCGGUGGGAAGGUAGAGCCGGGGGAAACAGUCGCAGGAGCUGCUGUACGGGAGCUUCAGGAGGAAGCCGGCAUCGCAGCCCCGCUUGUCCGGGUUGGCACUCUCAUCUUCGUCGUCCCAGACCAGAAAUGGAUGCAAAUUGAUGUUUUCCGGGCGGAUGAGUACAGUGGAGAUAUCACGGAGUCAGAGGAAAUGCGGCCACAAUGGUUCUCUCAAAGCAAUCUGCCAUUCGACGACAUGUGGGCUGCCGACCGAUAUUGGUUUCCGUUACUUGUUUCAGGGCAACAUUUCAUCGGACGUCUCGACUUUGACAAUGGAGGAGAGGAUAAUGGGUAUAUUCUCAGAAGGUGGUGGAUUGGGAAGGUGGAGUGAAAGUCUCGUGCGAUUUCUACAGAUCUAGGCCACGUCAAACGCUACGAUUUCUAUUUUCCUUCGGCGAGUGCCUUCUUUAGCAAGGCCAAGGCCAAAUCCGCGGAUCCCCACGAACUCUGGUAUCCAUAUCCGCCGUGGCUAGUUUUGCGUUUGGUUCGAUGGAACAGUUUUGAGAGAGUGAGCACUCACCCGUAAUUGAAGACAACCGGCACCUUUCCUCGGCCCGCAGUUUCGACCCAGUCCGUCUCGAGUCGGAUGCCGCCCUUUCGAGCGGGCCGGAGACCACAUCCUUCUUCAAUGAUGAUCGGCUUGAGGUCGUCCAAGACUGGUUCUCGUUCAGCUCUGAUUUCUGGAGGCGCCAGUUCGGGGCAGAGAGCGAAGGCGCGUUCGAGAAUGUUUUGGGUUGUUUCAGGUCGAGGGAUUGGAUACCAGUCGUUUUCCACUUUGAUUCCUCCGACGAUGAUCUGCAGGCUUGGCUCAGCUUAUUGUCCCCGCGAAAAGCAGGGCACAGACGUCACCGCUGCGGCGUGGAAUAAUAUACGUCCACAAUCCGUUCUUGCUGCUGAUUGCGCGACCAAAUGUGAUCCAUGGCGCGCGCAGCAGCACAGUUUGGCCGCGGAUCGGAUAAACGUCUUUGUCCUCGACACCACCCAUCGCACGCGCGCCGAGACCAGCACAGACCACCACGGCGUCAGGUGCGGAAACGAUCUUGCGUGCGCUGAAGAUCCCUCCGCCCCCUUCGAUGACCUCCGCGAUGUGCUGCACCGUUCCGCGCACAAUUGCCCCGCCGGCAGCGAGGAAUCGUGAUAAGAGAUAGUUGAGGUAGACUGGGCUGUCGAUUGUAAGCGUGUUGAACGAUAUUCCUUGGGCGCAGUUCGGCGGAAGUUCCUCGGGUGCAAUCAUGGUGAACUGUCCGACGAUAUUAAAACUGGAAUUCGAGAAUUCCGGCUAAGAUCCUACCCACCUCCGGCAUCACCGACAGGACCUCAGGGUGAGCGAUAGGCUCCGAGAAGUAUUCUUGCUCUCUUAUCCUCAGGAAACAGCCCUCCGCAGGCCCUCCUGGAGCGGAGAGCUCCCACAUCACUUUGAACGUGUCUUGAUCCAUUUCUGUCAGAUCGAUAGCACUGAUUAUCAGUGGAACUUGUCGAGUGUGGGACAAGCAAACUGCGCACUGCGUUGUCGAAGAUCGGGACCCGCAAGACUGACAUGAUGAGCACCCUGAUUAUUUUUAUGGUCCAUGCCGGGGAUCGGACAAGCAAGCGACUCACGGCCCAGUGGCUAGUGUAUUUGAUGUUCUUGGUAUCACUG